This is a messenger RNA of Neospora caninum, 4962 nucleotides long. RefSeq lists its product as hypothetical. Lineage: Eukaryota; Apicomplexa; Conoidasida; Eucoccidiorida; Sarcocystidae. The transcript is spliced from 2 exons. The coding region runs from base 1 to 4962 and encodes 1653 amino acids. The record is from RefSeq and is a predicted model, not a curated record.
AUGCCUGCCGCGUCGGAUCCAUCCUCUGUCAUCUUCGAAGCUCUACCCUGCCACUCCCCUCAAGCUCCGCCCUCAGAGGCAACGCCCGAGAGGGCCGUCGGGACCUCCUCUCCUUCCUCCUCUCUCCCACUGCCUUCUCCCCCCGCCUCUCUGCCGAACGCAGCCGAUGCCUCUGUCGAGACAGCGGGGCGCGGCUCGAGAGCCGACUGUCCGGGCGCUGUGCCCAGCGGAGAUGCAUGGGGAGAGAGUGCACGGGGUCUCUCGACGAGCAUAGUGGAGGCACCACCGCCCGAGAAGACGCUACGGUUCUCUAACGGCGGGAAAGCGCACGCAGCCGCGCCGGAGUCACCAGACAGCUCGCGCUCGACGCAGCCCCCAGUCGGAGUUUCCGUCGACGGAACUGCGAGCGCGUCGCCUGAGCGGAUGUCCACAAAACCCAGGCAGGAUCCUUUGGAGGCUCCGACCUCUCCUGCUGCCUGGCGAGACGCCGCUGUUGCCGGGGCAUCUCGGAGCGGCUUACCUUCUUCGCAUCGGGCCGCGCCUCGCGCGGCUCGAGCCGCCGGGGACCGGGGAACGGCCUCGGAUUCUUCCAGUGGCCAAGCCUCCGAGGGCAGUCCGUGCUGUGCGCCCGCGAGCGACUUCAGCCCUGCGCGUUCCUCGGCUUCCUCGCCGGGGCUCCCCAUGCCCAGAACGUGUGGGACUACCCCCUCGUUGUCGCCUCGCCACAUGCUCGGGUCUCCGUCCGCUCCCACUCGUUUGCCGGCCGCGUCCUGCUCGUCCCCCGGUUUGGGGGCUGUGGCGGCUGCGGCGAAUGCCCCCGCGGCGUUUCCCUCGCUCUCGGGGUUCCUGUCGCCGACGCCCCAUUCCGCGUCGUCUCCGCUCUGUCUGUCCCCGCGCACGAGCUCACACGGACUGUGCGGCGGGGGAGGGUCACCCCUGUCCUCGCCUCAGCACGCCUGUUCGCCGUGCCGUUUUUCGCCGAACUCCCCGCCUUCCUCACCCUGUCCGCUCGCCUCGCGGAACAACUCCGCCUCGCCGCUGCAUGUGCCCGCCGCUGCGCCGUCCUCGCCAGUGCACCCCUUCCAGGCUUCUCCGCGGCGUCUCUCCCCCAAAGCGCUCUCGCCUCGAUCUGUUUCCUGUCUCUCUUCGUCUUCUCUCUCGCCCUCCUUCCUCUCUCCUCAAGCGUCUCCGUCGGGAGCGGGCCACCCCAUCAGCGAUCCAGAGCUCCGCGACGAGUUUCCACUUCCCCUCGAUCCCCUCUCGCGCUUUGGACAUCAACCAGGCUCGGCUUCGCCCCCUGGUCUCCUCUCUCCUGCGCCUGCGACGUAUCCGCCUUGCUCCGGCCCUCCAUCCGGUUCGCAGCAUCACUCGCCCUCGCUGUCGCCCCACGCUACGGGAAGCUGCCUGAAUGCUCAUGGAACUGCCUCGCCGUCUUCGCCGUGCCACCACUUCUCUCAACCCCCUGCCGGGGGAUCCCCACCGGGGCCCGCCCCAGGAGGAGGCGCGCUCGGGAGCUCGGGGCUCUCGGCGGCGACUUGCUGCACGUGCUGUGGCUGCUCUGGAGAGUGCUACAUUCCGAAUGCUUCAGCGCUGGAGGCUGCCCCGGAAAGCCCGUGGUGCACGUGUUCUUGCCACGUUCAAAACUCGGUCCGAAUCGACUUCUCCAUGUUCACGGCGAGCCUUCCGGUCGCUGACAAAUCGAACGCUUCAGAGACCACCCCUUGUCCCCACGCCCUCGCUGGAAAGAGCCACGGCUCGCCGUCGCGUCGUUUUCGUCUCUCUCCCUCACGCGCUUCUCUCUCGCCCUCGUCAUCUCUGGCCGUGCCUUCGCCCGCUUCGCCCUCUCAGCCUUCGUCUCCGUCUGUCUCGUUCUCGUCUCCAAGACACCACCCUAGGUCGCCGUCCUCUGCACACGAGGAACGGCUCGCCGAGAGUGCGGGCGGCGGAGAAGACGCUGACUCGCCACUGUCUCCGACGCAAGAGAGACACCCGCUGUCGCCUGCGCAAGCCGCCAGAUCCGCUGCUGCGGACGCUGGCCAGCGAUCCUGUGGCCACGCGUCUUCUCUCGAGGGGGGGAAACGCCUCGUCCUCCCUGAAGCGGCGAUAAGUUACAGGACUCCCGAGGCCCGCUCUGGCGGGAACGGAACGGGUGUAGCGACGCUGGACAAGUCCUUUGGAAACAGGGAACGGUCCAGCCUACAGCCCGUCGUCGGGUUGGCUGCGGGGGCGGAAGAAGGAACGUCCUCGCCUUCUCUUUCGCGCUGUCUCGCCCACGACGGUCUCCAGGCAGAGCCAGGGCACGGGCUAACGAACAAGAGCGCACCAGCCGAGCUGUCUGCCAUCGAGAAACUGAUUCUCCCGCGUGCUCUCGGGCGAGACCUCUCGCAUGCAGAUCCGGCAGUGGUCCAGGCCAGGCAGACAGGCAGCGAGGCGCACGAGGCAGCGGGCGUCGAAGGUGUCUCCGCGGGGCCUCAGGCACUGCCCGCCUCUCUUUCGUCCAAGGAGAAGAACGAGCCUUCUGAGUUUGAAGUCUCUUCCAGCCAGGACGCUGCUGCGCAGCAGGCUUCAGAAUCGGAGAAGGGAGAAGGCGCGACGGAGGGAGGACCACGGAGGGCGACGGAGACGGCAGAGGCCGAGGAGAGAGAGGGAGCGGCAGGGAGAGAGGAAGAAACACGACUCGGCAAAAGGGAGGUUCCAGGGGAGGAUCUUCCUGCUCGACCUGAAGCAGGAGCAGACGGAGGAGGACUGAAGAGGGAGGAUGGAGAAAGGGAACAAGGUGAAGAGGGACCAGCAGAGAGACUCUCGGUUACGGGGCGACAGCCCCCUUUUUUGAAAAGCAUCGAGAACGGCGCUGAAGAAGCGCCCGAACAGAAGCCGAGGGGACUCAAGACUGCACUUCCCGUGUCCUUUUGCGAGCUGAAGGCAGAUCACGCUCCUCGGGGGAACGCGCGUGAAGACCAGCACUCCGCAACGUGCGCUGAGGCUCCACAGCCGGCGAGCACGUGGAGUCGCGCGGCGCCGUCCAGUGAGGGGCCAGCCGGGAGUUCUGCGACUUCGAAUCAACUGCCUUGCGAAGAAUACAGGGAGCCGGGCGUUGAGAGUGGGGACGUGCCGGGCGGCAACGACGAAAAGGCUGCAUUUUCCUCGUCGCCUCCCUCUCCGUUGCCGGCGGAUUCCGGCGAGGCCGUGUCGGGCACUGUCGAGAGAGCCUUAGAAGAGAGUGGAUCACGGGGGGGUGGAGAUGCUGAGAGGGAAGAAGCGAGAAGGGCGGUUUCCGGUUUGCAGCCGGAGAAAGAGAGAAGCGAAGAGGGAAAAGAAAGAGAAGAGGGAGGAGAAAGAGAAGAGGGAGGAGAAAGAGAGGAGGGAGGAGAAGGUUGCGAGGAAGAGGACUCGGUCGACAGGGUGGAGGCUGGUCGGGCGGAUUCGUCGACGCCGUUUUCUGUGCCCUACGCGUGUAACACUUGCGGAGGCGCGGUUGGGAAGGAGUCAGACGCGAUAAAGCGGAAUGUGUCGUUUCCUUCCUUCGCCUCGCUGUUUGGGCCGAAUGAGCCGCCGCAGGACGCGUUCGUAAAUGCCAGUCAUUUGACGCUGUCUCCGACGCCGCCGGGUUCUCCCGCGCGCGCUCCGAGCGACGCAGACGAGCUAGUGUACGUACACAUCAAUCCGGUCACGGGCGAGCGGAAGGAGUUUUCCGCGGUGUAUUUCCGGAAGUCGAACAAAAUCCGCUUCAACGGGGCACCAUUCACCAGUGUCCAGACGUGGGUGCACUGGAUCGAAGCGGGCCAACUCGCGUCUCCGCAGUUUUUGUCGCACCUCCACUGUUCGGGAGACGGACAAGAGAGCCGGCGAGAAGGCGAAGAGGAUUCUGCCUGGCGCGGCCACGACAGGAAGGGGGCCUACGCCGCCUUCCUCGGCAGUGACGGCGCAGGGCACCUGCACUUUGCGGCGGAGGCGAGAGAAGACGGAAAGGAGAUGCCAACCUUCUUCUACGAACGCAGCAGCGACGCGUUCUGCUUUGGGCACGAGAAGGAGGAGCGGGAGUCGAGUUCGAGUGAGAGCGACAGCGACAGCUCGAGCGAUAACGAGAGCAGCGGCGAAGAGGACGAGCGCGAUGAAGACAUCUUCGAUCUCUACUCGCGCCAGCGGAAACUGCGGAACCGCGAGAGGACAGAAAGCCCGAGGACACGGCAGGUCGGCCACGCUCGCGACGAGGCUGGCAGCUCUACGUUUGCAGAGGCCGAGCUUCACGGAGAGGUUGUCCUGGGACCUCGAGAGGAAGAACCCGAUCGACGGGAGACGUCCUGGGUUGCGUCGUUCGGCACAGACAGCAUCCAGAGAAUUGGCGAGAUUGUCGAAGACAAGCGGGACGAGGCCGGUUCUUUUGUUCUCUACGCACACACGCGACAUCCGAGCAAAGAAGACGUAGACGCGGCGACGAGGCGACGUGCGGACGCGAGGGAGAGCGACGGGGUGCAUGCCGAGGACAGUCGAUGGCCGCGUGGAGAGGGAGAUCAGGCAGGUGUCGAAGCGAAGAAGCAGCAGUCGCGUGAUUCUGCAGACUCCGACAGACCCGACGCGCAUUCUGAGGCAACGCGAGAAUGCGACGCAGAAGCGGCGCCGUUUCCCGAGGGCGUCGCGUUCCCCGACUCGAGUCGUUGGACAGCCAGUGGCGGGGAGAAUGUGGACGCGUCUGUUUCUUCCUUCGGUGCGUCCUGCGGAGACCGAGGAAAUCAGGAGGCAUCGCCAGAGGGAAGCGGCGUACACCUGAACGGACACGAUCCGUUUUCGGUUCCUCUUGCAGAUCCUUUUGCCUCAUGGGCGCCGGACGGAAAUGCGGGCGAGUCGCAGUUUGGAGGCUCGCAGGCAGGCGGAGGGCGCGGCGCGUUGCCAACUCACCAGCAGGAACGAACUCCCCCGAAGGUGUUUCCGAGCGACGGAUGGCCCGUCUUCCCAACCUCGUAG